ACACUGCAUGCAGCAGUGCCCUGGGGGCCAGGAGACGUUGGAUCCCCUGGAACUGGAGGGAUGGAAGGUUGUGAGCCAACAAAUGGGUGCUGGGAGUGGAGCCUGGGUCUUCUGCACAAACAAAUGCUCUUAACCACUGCACGAUUAAGCCCCAUGAUUAAAAGUUAAAUUAAAUGACCAGGUAUCACCAUGGUGUACCUCGGCCAGGGCCAGAAGGUGCAGAAGGUGAUGGUGCAGCCCAUCAAUCUUAUCUUCAGAUACUUGCAAAGUGGAUCUCGAAUUCAGGUGUGGCUCUGUGAGCAAGUGGAUGCUCAGAUAGAGGGUUGCAUCAUUGGCUUUGAUGAGUACAUGAACCUUGUAUCAGAUGAUGCAGAAGAAAUUCAUUCUAAAACAAAGUCAAGAGAACAACCGGGUUGGAUCAUGCUAAAAGGAGACAAUAUUACUCUGCUCCAACGUGUUUGCAACUAGCAAUAGUCAAGCAGGGGAGAAGUUUAGAAGAGGGUUCAGGAGCCUGCUGGUGACUACAUUUAUUCAUCCUGUUUUACUUGCACAUUAUCAUUGGGGUAAAAAUAAAUGUGAGCUUGUUUUUGUUACUAAAAAAAAUGACCAGGUAUAUUAGAAUGGUAAUAUUAAUGAUACAAGCUAUGCCA
Molecule: messenger RNA, 650 nt
Organism: Rattus norvegicus (Norway rat)
Lineage: Eukaryota; Metazoa; Chordata; Mammalia; Rodentia; Muridae
Source: RefSeq, a predicted model, not a curated record